UGCAUAUGUUCGUUUAUCCAGACAAUAAAUUCUGUUAUUUCUCUUAAGAAUUUUUUUAUUUUCAGCUUUAUAAUUUACAUUUACAGAGACAGAAGAGUGAGUAAAAUAGCAGAGAGGUACACUGCAGCUAAAAGGUGUUGUUUAAACAUGGAGGACUUUAACAGGCCGUCGUCCUAUCUGGAUGAACCCCCGAAUAGUCGCUUGUUUGUCGUCACCAGUAAAUGUAUAACCGAGGAUGUUAUUCGGGAGCACUUUUCUACUUUCGGGGAAGUUCAGGACAUUUUGGUGGUAAAAGAUCGACACACGAAGGAAUCUAAAGGAGUUUCUUUUGUGAAAUAUGCUAAAUCCUCUCAGGCAUGUACCGCCAUGGAGGAAAUGCACGGGAAAUGCUUGACUGAAGGAACCAAACCCAUUAAGGUAUUCAUUGCUCAAUCAAGAUCUUCUGGCAGUCACAGAGAUGUGGAGGAUGAGGAGUUAACCAGAAUCUUUGUGAUGAUCCCAAAAACCUUCGCCGAGGACGACCUGAAAGAAACAUUUGGGGUUUAUGGAGAUAUAGAAUAUGCAAUUAUCAUCAAAAAUAAAACUACUGGGGAAAGUAAAGGUUUGGGCUAUGUCAGGUUUCACAAACCUUCCCAGGCUGCCAAAGCAAUAGAGAACUGUGAAAAAACAUUUAGAGCCAUACUAGCUGAACCAAGGACAAAAAAUGCACCAGCAGACAAUGAUUAUUUUAACAACCCAAGAUCAGAUCAUGGAGGGAAUGAGCCAGGCUUAAGUGCCUACCCAUUUGGUGGAGAGUCAAGUAGUUACAGUGGUGGAGACACAUGGAACUCUGAUCUGAUCACUAGGUGCUUGAUGGUGUCGUCGCGUGUACCAGUUACACACGAGCAGAUUUAUGGCCUGUUUGAUCUAAUCCCUGGCAUUGAGUACUGCGAAAUGCAAAGAGACCAGUAUGGUUUCGGUAAAGGUCAGGCUAUGAUUCGAUACAAUAACCUGGGUUCAGCUGUGUAUGCUAAGGAGAAGUUGAAUGGGUUUGAGUAUCCACCUGGAAACAGACUAUCUAUAACCUUCGUUGAUAAUGGAGAGGACAAGACAAGUCCACUAGGGAAAAUGGCCAUGCAGUUGGUUGCAGCACAAAUGAUGUCUAUGGUGUGGAACGGGCCAUCUGGAGCUCAGCUAAUGAAGACCACAUCUGGUUACGGAACACCAACACUCCCCCAGAAGCCUCGUAUACAGACAGACAUUUCGCUUCCCUCACACAAAAAACUGGCUCCCCUUGAGAGUACGGUCAAAGAGAGGCUAUUUGUCAUCUUCAACCCCUCACCACUGCCAGUGGAUGUACUGGAGGAUGUGUUCUGCCGCUUUGGCUCACUGGUAGAGGUCUACCUAGUGCCGGGCCGGAAUGUCGGAUACAUCAAGUAUGCCGAUCGAAAGCAUGCAAACGACGCCAUGGCCACACUGCAUGGGAAAGUCGUGAAUGGUGUUAAACUGAAGGUCAUGCUCGCCGAUCCACCUAAAGAGGAGUCCCACAAGCGCCAGAGAACUUACUAAUGUUUGACAACAGCAAGAGUUUUAAGUGACAUUACGCUGACGCAUGACCUCGACAUGACUGGACGGAUUUUUACGAUGACGAGACCUUUGGACAGUGACUUCUGUACAGUGUGUUUGUUAUGCGAAUAAAUGCUACAAUUCUUUGUUCUUUUUCUAUUUCCUAAUAUACCUGUAUAAAUUCGGCCUUUAAAUGGUGGUACACGUCUAAAGACUCGAGACAAAGCUUGACAAAUUACAUGAACAAUGCUACAGACAUUUCAACUCAUACUUGUGUUUGAUGUAAACGUCUUGCCAGUAAUAAAGACUUCAAUUUA
Messenger RNA from Trichomycterus rosablanca, 1862 nucleotides. RefSeq names its product RNA binding motif protein 45 (gene rbm45). Gene Ontology annotation, molecular function: RNA binding. The record is from RefSeq and is a predicted model, not a curated record. Bases 148 to 1548 code for a protein of 466 amino acids. The transcript is spliced from 10 exons. Lineage: Eukaryota; Metazoa; Chordata; Actinopteri; Siluriformes; Trichomycteridae.